AGUCUGGGAAAUCCUAAGCAACAGAAGUCAUACCGCUUCUGUUGCAAUGAACGAGAAAAGCGCUGACUUUGUAUUUCUGAAUGUCGGUACAUUCUGGUGCGUUGCUGACGGCCAAUCCGUGAAGCUGUUUAAAGCUAAAUCAAAGCUAGUCCUCGCAAUGAGUUGUGAAACGUGGCUAUCGAAUCGUGGUAAAGUACAAGUAUUUGUGCGUGACUUUUCCUCCCUAAACAUUCAUGAUUCGGAAUGGAACGAAUUUAUGACACAUCUGAAGGGUAGGAACGCCGAUGAUCGGUUUGGUUCUGCUUUAAGUAUCGCUGAUGGCUACCUCGAAUAUGACUUUCAAUUAGCCAUUGGCUGUCCAGGAUACAACAGAAAUCAGGGCCUCGUCCUUGUUUAUGGCGUUUCGCUUGCAACAUCAACCGGUUGGAAACAAAUUGGGAAUGAUUUGACGGGAUCAAACGAAGGAGAAAGGUUCGGCUCUAGUCUUGACAUGAGUGCUAACACGCAACCCUAUCUACUGAUUGGAUCCCCUGGCUGGAAAGUAACGAAAGAUGUGGAAGGGACAUCUGCAGAUGAUGAUGUAAUCAGUGAACAAGAAUCAUUUGAAAGUCUUGGAUGUGGUAUCGUGCGUCUUUUUCAUUGGCGGAAAUCAGGUUCUUCUAUACGUUCUACCCGUCGCUGGGUUUUAGUCKGAGAUCCUAUGACUGGACGAAACAAAGCGGAUCGAUUCGGAACUCAUGUGGCGAUAUCUCRUACAGGUGAACGAAUCGCUAUUGCAACUUCACGGAUGAAAACCACCAGCAACGAUGARUGUGGUGGUGUACCGCAAGCAGGUUAUAUUGGAGUUUACGAACGUCAAUCGUGGAAUUCUUGGGGGCAACCUGUCAAUAGCAYCAUACCGAUAAGAGAAGUCCAUAGCGACGAUAUGCUCCCAAUUUUUGCAUUAAACGAYCAUGGUUCCAUGGUGGCGACAGUGAUCUCAAAGAAUUCCAUUAAAGUAUUCCUCGAUGGUUCACCAUUUUGUGGUUUCCCUGUUUCAGAAACAUUGGGUUCUGCAGAUAGCGGGGCAAUAGACCCAGAGGUUUCCGAUUUGAAUAUUUGGCUGGGUCGCCAGAUAUGCAGGGAGAAUGAUUCCUUGGUUGUAAAUGAGAGUGCUUGCUCGGAACAACAGGUUUUUAGAGGGAAYUAUAAAAGUUGUUCAUGGAGAGAUAUACCUAUUUUUCAUUUUCCGGCACAGGUUCAAUUGAGCAMGAGUCCCUCACCACUUUCGGSGAUCGCACCAUCUCUAAGUCCAUCAUUCAAUCCAGAUGUCAUAUCUUCAGAAGCUCCUUCUUUGCAGCAAAAUAGAUCCAUCUCUUCCGUUUCACCUUCGACUGCUUCAACUUUUGCGUCAGCCAAGCCAUCAUCACGAAAUUCUAUCAAGUCUUCAAGUCAUCCUUCAAGGUUGAAUAUUCGUAAUGAUGGCGAUGGAUCGUCAGUCUUGCCAUCUGCGCUUCCCACGGGAAAGACGCAAGGAAAACCUCAUGAAAUACCAACAGGCCUCCCGUUCUCAUACCACCCAACCAGAGAGAUUUCCGWAUCUCCCACGGAUAUAUCAACAAAUGAGAGGCACGACGAAUCACCUGUUGUUGUCGUGUGCCAUUGCAAUAUCUUUAAUACAUGUUUUGAUCGAACAAUAUCAGAGGACAGCCCUAAAUUACGGAUUUGUGUUUCAGUCGCAUCAAUCAUGGAUGCGAAGGUUGUAUCCUUGAACAGUGCCAAACUACGACAGGAAGACUUUUCGAUUUCGGUAGUCGAUGGUGCUGAAGCUAUAAAUGAAGAUGGUGCAACAAAAAUGAAUUGUAGUGCCAUGAGCAAAUGUUAUAUGGAAACUCCUGUCAGUUCAGUCUUUUUCGGAACAAACCGUCCCUCCUCAGUUGUCGUUGAAGGGAACGUUUCAGUAGAAGAAUCGCAUCCGGUAAGCCGAAACGCAUUGAUAAAUAGGGUGUCRUUCUCGAUUACGAUUGCUUUAAACCAGAUCAAUAMAACGCCAACAAGUUCACCGAAAGAAACGGACGAAAAAGACAAUGGAAUGGAACACACAUUAAUCGGGGGAGCGACUGCAUCGUUUGUCCUACUAUUGAUUGUUCUWGUCUUCUGUGGUUGGUUUUGCAAGAAAUACUCUUGUAGGCAAAAAAAUCAUYCAAACUCAGUGAAUGAAGCAUUAUUCGAUAUUUGAUGUCUUCUCCUUCUCCAACCAGAGGUAUCGUAAGGUACUCAUAAAGCAUCGCUUGUAAGUAGUCUGCCCCUAUUCAAAUCUAAUGUUUAGCGUAAAAAGAAAAUCACUUUCAGAAA
This is a messenger RNA of Pseudo-nitzschia multistriata, 2334 nucleotides long. Lineage: Eukaryota; Bacillariophyta; Bacillariophyceae; Bacillariales; Bacillariaceae. The record is from the annotation of a GenBank genome assembly.